AUGAAGUAUUUACUGUCAUUGAUAGGCUUGAUAUUGGUCCAAUUGUCAUUGGUAUUGGCAGCAUCCAAUAGACGGUUCAUAUUAAACUACGAGUCCAAUGGUGCAUGCGUGGCUAUUAAUAAUGUAACUCUGGAAACUCAAUUAACAUUUGAUUUUCAUAAUGUUUGUCAAGCUACUAUUCCAUUAAUUGUUUUCCAAUAUUUGGAUUUUUUGAAAUUUAAAAACCUUCCUAAUUUUGAUGAUUUUGCUAAUUAUACUUAUUUAAAAAAUAAAAAAUUCAUUAAAACCGAUCAGAAAUCCAAACUGGUUAAAUUUGAUUUACAACUAGUCAAUGGUGUUAAAACUUUCCCGGAAACUUUUUUUAAUAAAACAAUCACCCAAGACCAAAUAGUUAAAUACAAUGUUUCUGAACCAGGGGUAUAUUGUAUUUAUCUUCCAAUGUAUUCAUUCGAUAAAAAACGUACUCAUUUUACACCUUAUUACACGUUUGUUACUGUGGAAAAUGAAGGUAUGAAGGAAAAUGUUUUAACUGAAGUAUCAACUCAAAUCAAUUCAUUUAUUAUAGUUGCAUCAGUAAUUUUUAUUUUGAUUUAUGUAUAUCCUAUUUUACGUACGGGGAGACGUAUAUCGAAAUUAUCAUCGGUUUCAAAUCAAUUAUUCCAAUUUUUACUCACUAAUAAUGUGUAUUAUUGUGGAUAUUUAAUCUUAUGGGCAAUUUAUUUUGUAUUUCCUACAGAUGCCAUGUAUUAUUUUAUUGUCAAUUAUUAUGGUAGUUUCCUACAAGUUGUAUUAAAGUAUUGGUUAAGUUAUAUCACAUUAUCAGUUUAUUUUGGAUCAGGAUAUGCUAAUUUACCAAUUAAUCCACCUCAAUUUUUGUUGAAAUUAUACGUUGGUAUAAAUAUUUUAGCCACUUUUAUUUCAUUUCAAUUAUUGAAAGAUGCUUUAGGUGUCGAAGAAAUCAUUGUGAAUUCAGAAAGUUAUCAAAUCAUUGAUAAAUCGAUUUUAGUCAAUAAAGAAUAUAAAACAAUGGUUACUACUUACAUUUUGUAUUGGGAAAAAAUUGUCGUUACGGUUUUAGCAUAUACAAAAUUGACUAUUAGUGCUUUAGUUCAUUUGGCUAGUUUUGGAUAUGGAUUGAAACUUUAUUGGAAUUUGAAAAAGAGUAACAACAAUAGAGUUACCAGACCAUUAUUACAAUCAAUCGUGUUACAUUUGGUUUCUUGGCGUAUAUUUGGUAGGAUUAUCAUUGCUAAUUUCUAUAGUGAUAUAAAUUUGACGGGAGUGUUUGACGUUGGAGAAAUGUUAAGUGUAAUAGGUAAUUUGAUUGAAUUGCAGGAUUUGAAAUUUACGGCAUUACGUUUAGUUGAAGUCUUAUUGCUUUGGUUUAUCUGGAGUUUCAAUAAACCACUUGAUUUCAAAAAGACUAAAAGAGAUGACAAGAAAAAAGAAAAGAAAAGAAAAGAAAGCAAGAACUAUUGA
Messenger RNA from Candida albicans SC5314, 1479 nucleotides. RefSeq lists its product as uncharacterized. NCBI's taxonomy places the organism in Eukaryota, Fungi, Ascomycota, Pichiomycetes, Serinales, Debaryomycetaceae. The transcript has a single exon. The record is from RefSeq and is a predicted model, not a curated record. The coding region runs from base 1 to 1479 and encodes 492 amino acids.